CCUGUAAAAGCGAUAUUCCGGUAAGUUUCAUAUGGCUGCCGAUGGCACGGUGCAUAGGUUGUGCGUGUGCACUGCGCUACACCGAACGUUGUUGUGCGGCAAGCAUGCUUUUUCAUAGGAUUGGCCGCUGGUGGCUGGCGACCUGCCACCCCGGUUUCCGGGAAGGGUCGAUAUCAGCCCCCCAGUAUUAAUACAUAUGAAAGUAGGGCUGGUAGGAUUAUUUCUGUCGUCAACGCUUUGUGUUUUGUUCAAUCGUUCAAUCUGCAGUCUUUUUGUUCCGGUCGCUGUCGGAUCUUCUUGAGAUCUUUGUGUCGGGCCAAUUGCAGCACGUCGUUCUUUGCGCGAUCACAGUCCACAUUCGUUCACCAUGAGAAGCUCAAUAGUAAUUCAGCUGAGUACGCUGUCGGUGGGUGUACUCGGUGGUGUAGUGCCAGGACCGUAUUAUGUCAAUAGUACUACCACUAUCGGAACACCACGGCCACACGUACAUGCUCCUGGACUACCAACACCACCGACUACCCUGUCGACGUCAAUAUCAGAUUCCAGCACAGCCAUCGUCGCCCCCUACCCGACCUCAUCGUCAAAUACAUCUGUUGUCGAUGUUUCUCCCUCUUCAUCAACUGCAUACGCAGUCUCCAGCUCCUCCCCAGAAGCAUCAACAGUGACGCUGUCAGUAUCAAGUUCGCUCAAUGUUACCACACAAAAUGCCACACUCAUCUACUCGCCACUUGUAAGCUCAGCAACCGUCACCUCACCUUCGUCAAUCCCCACUUCAGAGUAUCCUCCCGUGGUAGUGAUAGUCGUCGCCGAAACGGUGUAUGCCACAGCACAACAACCAAAUUCGACUUUUGCUUACAACGCGACGCUUCCGACGGCAACGAUUUCGGAUUGCUUAACUACUCUUCCAGCAUCCGCAAAUCAGAGCUCUCCCAGUGUUGUGCCUUCGUCUGCUACCGUCAGCAGUAUUCUUCCUGGCCUAGCUCUGGCUGCUGAAAUCGGCAUAGGUGAGGAGCUGGCUAGCUCCAGCAUCGAUCUUGGGCUUCUGUCGUCUAUCCUCCUCCCAGAUAGCUCAACCAUAAAUCUCGGACUUCUGUCAUCCAUCCUCCUAUCCGAGGUGACUCAGCGAUCAGUUGGGACGACCUAUACGACCACUACGACGACCGUUAUCUUUACUCCAACCCCCCUAGUUCCUUCUCCGUCAAGCACCAACCCAAGUAUAUCGGGGACGACAACAACGACCGUGGUUGCGCCCACCACCGCAUCCCCAUCCGCGUCGAUAGCUUCACCGACUUCGACGUCAACAAGCGACUCGGUUGUGCCGUCGUCAUCUGAAGUAGAGUCGAGGUCAACCUCGCCAUCAGAACCGCCAUCCACCAUCCUCUCGACAGUCACAGUCACGAUUCCAACACCAUCAUCUCCAUCUAGCACCGAAUCCAACACGGAAUUUCCCACGGCACCACCAUUCUCAUACAACCCCUCCGCCUCCCGUGGCUCUGCACCUCCCAUCUCACGCCCUACACCCGAGCCCUCUAGCGCGAACGUCGCUGGUUCGACGCUCAGCACUGCCGCCACACCUACCUCAACGAGAAUCUCACAAUAUGGCACCGGUGUUCCGCCUGCGCCCAGUGCGGCGGGCGCAUCGGGUGUUUUGAGUGAGAGGAACAAAGAGAGGGUUUGGUGGGUGGCUUUCUUCGGUGUAGCGAGCGUAUUCCUUCAUUAGCGACAUGGCCUUCUUUUUCUAAUUUCCCUCAUUACCGUUAUGAGCGAGAUGUUUUACGCGAGAGAGAACGAUGACUUUACGAUUCUUAUGUUAUUAUUACGAUUGUUACUUUAAUGUUUUUAAGGUUAAUUGGCUAUCAAGGGAAGCAAGAGGAGGAUAUACCAGGUACGCGAUUGACACGGCGUUCGAAGGAGAGUUAGAACUUUUGGGUGUGGUUUUCGGUUAAGGGAUGCAUUGAGAUCGUUCUGACAUAGAAUUCUACAAACGAGAGCGACAAAGAUAUCAAAGUGGGAUUAGUGAGAAGGUGCUCGGCCGCGGUCAACGUCGAGAUCUUUGAAUAUUAUAUAAUG
Molecule: messenger RNA, 2070 nt
Organism: Alternaria alternata
Lineage: Eukaryota; Fungi; Ascomycota; Dothideomycetes; Pleosporales; Pleosporaceae
Exons: 2
Coding region: 368-1720 (450 amino acids)
Source: RefSeq, a predicted model, not a curated record